AUGAAGAGCGCUCUCGUCCUCGCCGUCGCCGGCAUCGCCGCCGCCCAGAACCUCUCUGGCCAGCCUGCCUGCGCUACCUCCUGCCUGUCCUCGGCCAUCACGGCCGCCGGCUGCCAGGCCACGGACCAGGCCUGCGCCUGCGGCUCCAAGCAGGGCCAGAUCGGCGUCCUCGUGGCCCCCUGCAUCCUGAGCGCCUGCUCGCCGGCCGACGUCGCCGCCGCCGCCUCGGUCGGCAGCCAGCUCUGCGUCGCCUUCAGCGCCACCGCGACCGCCUCCUCCACGGCCUCCGGCUCCGGCUCGGGCUCCGCGUCCGCUACGGGAUCCAUGACCACGGCCGGUUCCUCCUCCUCUUCCAAGGCGUCCACCGGUGGCGGCGGCGUCGGCACCGUCUCGACCGUCACGAGCACGGCCGGCGGCGGCAACGGCACCAUCACCACGGGCAAGCCCAACCCCACCAACGGCGGCGGCAGCGGCGGCGGCAGCGGCGGCAGUGGCACGACCUCCAAGCCGUCUACGCCUACCAAUGCUGCUGCCCAGCCCGUUGUCUGGGGCGCCGGUGCCUUUGUCGCCCUGAUCGGUGCCGUUGCUGCCCUGUAA
Messenger RNA from Thyridium curvatum, 597 nucleotides. RefSeq lists its product as uncharacterized. Lineage: Eukaryota; Fungi; Ascomycota; Sordariomycetes; Thyridiales; Thyridiaceae. The transcript is spliced from 2 exons. The coding region runs from base 1 to 597 and encodes 198 amino acids. The record is from RefSeq and is a predicted model, not a curated record.